ACACGACACGUCACAUGAGCAGUGGCGUCGCCGACUGUGCUCGCUUUAUGCCUUGUCGCCUGUCACGUGUCACUCCCCCUACUUCCUCUCGCCCUAUUUAUACCUCCUCUUCUGGGGCGAUGAGCCAUAGAACAACGCAAAGUGGUCGUGGUGAGUGGUAGUGUUGUCUGCAGUGAGAGAGAGAGAGAGACAGAGAGAGAGAGAGAGGGGGGGGAAGGGUCGAAUGGAAGGAGAAAAGAAGCCAUCGUCAUCUUCGAUUGCCGAUGAACUGUUAGACAUCAGGAAGAGUGCGGGGACGCCCGCCGAUUCCUCCUUUUCCUCUUCUUCUUCUUCAGCCUUGUCGCCCGGCUACUUCAGCAGUGUCUUCCCCACUGAUUCCACGGAGAUGUCUAAGGAUUCAGCAGAGAGUGACUUGUUCUGGACCUCCAGCGAGCGAAGGACAGAUGAUCUGAUCGGGAACGCUCAGGCCGCUGCAGCAGAUGGGAAAUCUCAGGGAAGUCCCAGCAGAAGGCAAACUACGUGGACCAAGGAUGGUAAACCAGUCGAUCCCAAUCAAUCAGAAGAAUCGACCUACUUGUGCUCAUCUGUGCACUAUGGUGGUCGAGAUUUCUAUGUCAGCUCUCCUUCCAACCAAGUCUCUGGAGCUCCAAAAAGUGAUAAAAAAGCUGAUGAAGGGGAUGAUUCAGGUGACGCUAACAUUGCUAACAGAGGUGAAUGGUGGCAAGAUGUUAUUAUUGAAGUGAUGAACAGGGGAGGCAACAUGAGAUUAAAAGUUGGUGUUUAGAGAGCUACUGCUGUCUCGGUGUGCUAGCUACUUACAGGAGUCAGCAUAACCACCAUAUGAAGUGUCACUUCCCAGUUCUUUCUCGGGGUCUUCGAUUCGCACGUCGUAAGAUACUACUGUCUAUGUACGAAGUAAUUGUCUUUGUACGUAAUUUCAGGUUUGGGCAGCAGAGAAGCUGUUUCGAGUCGUCGCCUCCAGUUUUUACCGCAGUGUGGCUGUCAGGUUGCUCACAAAUGUAUAUUUUAAUGCACAUGAUAAGCUUUUAUUAGUGGUUUGUUUGGAUGAGGAGCUUCCAAAAAUGAGUGGGCAGUGGAAACAAUCUCCACCGACUCCCCCAUAUAAGAAUUAUCUUUGAGUUAUACUUAAAUCAAUAUGAUUAUGGGCCACAAUGAUCCCUUUUUUUUAUUAAAACAAAAAUGUAACACGUUAACUCCAAAAUAUCUACUAAACUCCAUGGGAUUUGCUUAUCCCAUCUAAUCAGUUUCUCACUUUUUCUAAAAUAUCAUAUUGUAAUCAAUAAAUUCUGAAAGCAUUCCUCCUCGACACGUUUAGAGCAUAAAAAAUAUUAUUUUUAUUUCUAAUAAUACACCCUAGAGAUGAAAGAGAGGAUAUAGGGUGAAAUGGGUCAUCACGUUCAAGCGAGGGGGGCUUAAAUGUUAAGCAAGACAAAGUGGCGGGUUGGUCGGGUGGGUGCACGACAACUAAUGAGUCCAAUGUAAACUAGGGUUUCCUCUUCACCUCGUCGUCCGUCCUCCAGUUUACUAAUCCCACAAAAGGAAACCCUAUAUUCCACGCCCUCUACGUCUCCACUUUCCUCUUCCAACCAUGUUCUGAUAAAGCCAUCUCUUCCAUAAGAGAAGAGAAAGGGCAGGCCAAAACCUAAACCCACCCUUCUCCUCCUUGAUCGCUCAGUCUCCCUCCUCCUUUUAACUACCCGCUUCCGAGGAAGCGCUCGUCGAGUUGCUUGUUUGGUUGUUGGCCAUUAUUGUUGUGGUUGUGUUUGAUGGCGAACGCGUGCGAGGACGGAGCGCUUUGGCCGCCUUCGGAGUUCCUCCGCGGCGACUGCAUCCGCCAGGGAGGAGCCAACGCGGGCUUCGCAGGGUCUCGCUUUCCCUGUGAGUCCCGCGUAGGUUGUGAUCCCGUUACAGAGAGCGACUACAUGGCCAGGCUCUCCCAUCAGAUGGCUCGCUGCUUUCCCCAGGACGACGAUGACGUAAAGAAGCCGUAACUUCUCAUUAGCGACGAAGCCAUGAGGGGCCUCGAGUCCGCUGACAUGGGUGGUAGGGCAUGGGGCGCUUGCUGCAGUCCGCGCUCUGCCUGCGGUCCGCGUCGACCAAGAGGAGCCCCGAUAGCCCCUCGUUGGUCUCGUCGUCUCCGCUGGAGCAGCGGCACAAGGACGAGCCCUGCGACCUGCUCCGCGAUCUCGGUCGCUGCCAGAGCCUUUACGACCACGGGAUGCUUGGCCAGCCGAAGAGCACCACCGGAGGAUACUACGCCUCAGGCCCGGUUCUCACCCGUCAUCGACUACAAGCAGCUUAUUUCUAUCACCUGAAGCGGCAGCAAAUGAUGAAACAGCAGCUCUGCGCGGCCUGGGAAAGGCAGAGCAAACCCGGGUGGCCACUGGACCUAUCUUCCUCCGCGUGGCCGCCUUCGCUGCCGGCCUCUGGGAUGCAUGCCGUCUUCCUCAACAACUCCAGGGCCCGGAAAGAGUCCGCCGGCACCGGCGUCUUCCUGCCCCGGACUGCCGACAACAUGCUCGAGCGACGGAAAAGGGCCGCCUGUUCGACCGUUCUGGUUCCUGAUCGAGUGGUGCAAGCAUUGAACCUGAGGCUGGAUGAGUUCGCAGCGCAGCAACGCUUCCCCGGUGGCUUCGUUCUGAGUCGUGAGGCUCUCAUCGGUCGAAGUGGGGUGGUGCAGGCACAGUCACAUCAGAGAAAGAAACAUCACCUCACCCCGCCCAGCGGACUCCCGCAGCAGCCAGCACAUGAGAUGGGGCUCCCCCAGCAGUGGACAUACUGACAUCACCUUCCUCCGUGUCGUUUGUAGCCCAUCACGCGAGAGGGCACGUCGCGAUGUGAGCUUUGCCUCAGCUCUGGUGAUGCUGGGCGUGUGAUGGGUUGCCAUGAAUGCGCUGUGUACGCACGGAGGAGGCGGGCGCAUCGGACGGCAUUGGUUCGGUGCGUGCCAGCGCAAAUGUCGAGGCUACAAGGGCCUUUGCCCACCCACGUUGUCCGAGCCACUCGGUGCGGGAGUGUUGGACCAACAGCCACGGUCUUUUAGCAUUACGAUCGUGAUUAUGAUAUCACGUCGACUCCAUUGCUGCCUUCACAAGUGUAUUCGGACUGCAAUGCUUUGAUGAUCGUAUAAGUAGAUACUUAUUGGGUCAGAUUGUAUACGGAUGAACUCAUCAAAAAAAUUAAAAUAAUAUUCUGAAGUGAAGAAAGAUUAAGA
Musa acuminata AAA Group (dessert banana) is the source of this 3235-nucleotide messenger RNA. RefSeq lists its product as uncharacterized. The record is from RefSeq and is a predicted model, not a curated record. Lineage: Eukaryota; Viridiplantae; Streptophyta; Magnoliopsida; Zingiberales; Musaceae. The transcript has 10 exons. Bases 2072 to 2803 code for a protein of 243 amino acids.